Molecule: messenger RNA, 1702 nt
Organism: Choloepus didactylus (southern two-toed sloth)
Lineage: Eukaryota; Metazoa; Chordata; Mammalia; Pilosa; Megalonychidae
Gene: IRF9
Product: interferon regulatory factor 9
Exons: 9
Coding region: 143-1417 (424 amino acids)
Biological process (GO): regulation of transcription by RNA polymerase II; immune system process
Cellular component (GO): nucleus
Molecular function (GO): RNA polymerase II cis-regulatory region sequence-specific DNA binding; protein binding; DNA-binding transcription factor activity, RNA polymerase II-specific
Source: RefSeq, a predicted model, not a curated record
UUCUGGGAAGAGAACCUCACAGGAAGAGAACUGAAACUUGGGGUGGGGACUGGGGAAAGGGGUGGAGAGUUCUCCAAGCUGCCUAGCCAGGAGCUGCGCUGAGGUCUGCUGAGCCCAGGAACAGUGUAGCAGCCAACUCAGAAUGGCAUCAGGCAGGCCACGCUGCACACGAAAGCUCCGGAGCUGGGUGGUGGAGCAGGUGGAGAGCGGACAGUUCCCAGGGGUGUGCUGGGACGAUGCAGCUAAGACCAUGUUCCGGAUUCCCUGGAAGCAUGCAGGCAAGCAAGACUUCCGGGAGGACCAAGACGCUGCCUUCUUCAAGGCUUGGGCAAUGUUCAAGGGAAAGUACAAGGAAGGAGACACGGAAGGCCCUGCUGCCUGGAAGACGCGCCUGCGCUGCGCCCUCAACAAGAGUCCGGAAUUUGAGGAGGUUCCCGAGAAUGGCCGUAUGGAUGGGGCUGAGCCAUACAAGGUGUAUCGACUGCUGCCAUCCGGAACCCUCCCCGCCCAGCCAGGGACCCAGAAAUCACCAUCAAAGCGACACCACAGUUCUGUGUCCUCCGAGAGGGAGGAUGGUGAGAGUACUGUAAAAAGCUGCAUACUCAGUCCCUCCUUGCUCCAGGAUCCCGUCGAUAAUGAGGAGCUGGCCAGUCAGGAAGCAGACCGUUUGGGCAUCGGGGGCGGCAGCAGCAGCAGCAGCAACAGCAGCAGCAACAGCCCUGAGCCACAGAAAGGUGCAGAUACAACAGAGGCCCCUUUUCAAGGGGAUCCAGUGUCCCUGGAACUUCUUCCCCCUCCAGACUCAGACUACUCGCUGCUGCUCACCUUCAUCUACAGCGGGCGCGUGGUGGGUGAAGCCCAGGUGCAGAGCCUGGACUGCCGCCUCGUGGCUGAGCCCUUGUGCUUCCAGAGCCGCAUGGAGCAGGUGGUGUUCCCCAAACCUGGCCCGCUGGAGCCCACCCAGCGCCUGCUGAGCCAGCUCGAGAGAGGCAUCCUGGUAGCCAGCAACUCCCGAGGCCUCUUCGUGCAGCGCCUCUGCCCCAUCCCCAUCUCCUGGAAGGCACCCCAGGCCCCACCUGGUCCAGGCCUGCAUCUGCUGCCUAGCAACCAGUGCGUGGAGCUCUUCAGAACAGGCUGCUUCUACCGAGACUUUGACAGGUACUUACGGGGCCUGGGCCCUCAACCCAAGUUCCAAGCAACCCUGGAUUUCUGGGAGGAGAGCCCUGGCCCCAGCCAAACCCCACAGAGUCUUAUUACAGUGCAGAUGGAGCAGGCCUUUGCCCGCCACUUACUAGAGGAGACGCCAGAGGAGCAAGCAGCCACUCUGUCCCUGAUGCAGAGCCUUGGGGACCCACUCGCCUCCCCACCCCUCUGUUCUUACGAUCUUCUUGAAACAGAUUCCUCUCCACCCUGUUGAUCUGCCUUUCUCUCUGGUAAUUUUCAGUGGUUAUCUGUGAUUGUGACGUCCUCAGACUCCUCAUGCACCCAGGUGGGGGGGACUUAAGGGUGAUUUUCAUCCUUUUCUUUCUCUCUCUCUCUCUAUUUUAUUUUAUUUUUAAAAUUUUGAGCUAUACCCUCUUUUUUCUCUAAGGAACUGGGACUUUCCCUCUUCUCCCACACCCCAAUUUUAAAUUUAAGCACUUUAUAUUUGCUUUCUAGAUCUUUACCAAGGGUUUAAAAUAAAAUUGUACUGAAAAAAGAA